Molecule: messenger RNA, 692 nt
Organism: Parasteatoda tepidariorum (common house spider)
Lineage: Eukaryota; Metazoa; Arthropoda; Arachnida; Araneae; Theridiidae
Source: RefSeq, a predicted model, not a curated record
GGUUGGGAGCAGUACUUUUCCAUAAAUUCCCAGAUGGUUCAGAACGAAUCAUAGCAUUUGCCUCCAGAACUCUAUCUCCAAAGGAACAACGUUACUCUCAAAUUGACAAAGAAGCUUUGGCAAUCGUUUGGAGUGUUAAAAAGUUUUACCUCUACUUAAAAGGAGAUAGAAUCACUUUGAUUACUGACCAUAAGCCCCCGGUUUCAAUCUUUUCACGUAAAAAGGGUCUCACAGUCCCUUCUGCAACAAGACUUUUGCAUUAUGCUCUUGUUCUGCAAGCUUAUAAUUUUGAUAUCAUUUAUCGCAAUACAAAGGACCACGGCAAUGCUGUCUGCUUAUCACGUCUACCAUUGAAAUCUGAAGAACUGGAAUUAAAAGAUGAUAUUGCAGUAUACCAAAUUUCCCAAAUUGAAACCUUACCCGUUACUGCCAAAGAUUUAGCAAAGGCCACUCAGUUCGAUGAACACUUGGGGAAACUUAUUAAAAUAUUACAAUAUGGAGGUCAAUUAGAAGGGAAGGAAAAAUAUACCUUACAGGAUGGGUGUAUUAUGUAUGGGCAACGAGUAUGUAUUCCAGACUGCUACAAAGCAAAAAUAUUACACGAGUUGCAUCAUGGGAAUCUUGGUGUAGUAAAAAUGAAAGUAAUUGCCAGAGAUCUUACGUGUAUUGGCAAGACGUCGACCAAGACAUAG